Arachis ipaensis is the source of this 1703-nucleotide messenger RNA. Its product is annotated as isoleucine N-monooxygenase 2-like. Lineage: Eukaryota; Viridiplantae; Streptophyta; Magnoliopsida; Fabales; Fabaceae. The record is from RefSeq and is a predicted model, not a curated record. Gene Ontology annotation, molecular function: oxidoreductase activity, acting on paired donors, with incorporation or reduction of molecular oxygen; iron ion binding; heme binding.
AUGGAAUUUGGUCCUACCUUGUUGCUCAUGCUAUUUUGCAUUAUUAUACCUCUCUUCAACAAACUCCUUAAACUCAAUGACUCAACAAAGAAAUCAAAGAAGCCUAGGCUCCCACCAGGUCCCAAACCAUGGCCUAUAGUUGGUAACAUCCCUCAAAUGCUUGCAAACAAACCCACUCUUAGAUGGAUACAAAACAUCAUGAAUGAUCUCAACACCGAAAUCGCAUGCAUCCGUCUAGGCAAUGUCCAUGUUAUCCCAGUGACAAGUCCUUCCAUUGCACGCCAAAUUUUAAUGAAACAAGAUGCAAUCUUCGCAUCAAGACCAUUGAGUUGGUCAAGUAAAUUUGUCUCAUCGGGAUACCUAGCCACAACUCUAACACCCUUUGGAGAACAAUGGAAGAAAAUGAAGAGAGUCAUAGUUGAGGAAUUGAUUUCGCCACAAAGGCAUCAAUGGCUGCAUGACAAAAGGGUGCAAGAAGCCGAUAACCUUGUUCUCUAUGUGUAUAACCAAAUCAAGAAUGGUAGUGGCCUAGUGGAUUUGAGGCAUGUAGGGCAACACUAUGGUGGAAACUUGAUUAGAAGGUUGCUCUUCAAUAAGAGGUACUUUGGUAAUGGUAGAGAAGAUGGGGGUCCUGGUGCUGAGGAAUUGGAGUAUGUUGAAGCACAGUUCAUGGUGGUAAGGCAUAUUUAUGCAUUUUCUGUUUCUGAUUAUCUUCCGUUCUUGUGGGGGUUUGAUUUUGAAGGUCAUAAGAAAAUAUUGAAGAAAGCUACUAAUACCCUAAGGAAGUACCAUGAUCCCAUCAUUGAAGAAAGGAUUUGUCAAUGGAGGAAUGGGACCAGGACACAUCAAGAGGAUUGGCUUGAUGUUCUUAUCUCAUUGAAAGAUGCUAACAACAAUCCAUUUUUGACUCUCCAGGAAAUCAAAAGUCAAAUCAUGGAAAUUGCAGUUGGAACAAUGGACAAUCCAUAUAAUAAUGUUGAAUGGGUACUUUCUGAAAUAAUUAAUCAACCAGAGAUACUUCAAAAGGCUAUUGAAGAAUUAGAUAAAGUGGUAGGAAAGAAGAGGUUAGUACAAGAAUCAGAUAUUCCAAAGCUCAACUAUGUGAAGGCAUGUUUGAGAGAAGGUUUUCGUCUUCACCCAAUUAAUGACUUUAAUAUUCCUCAUGUUUCAAUGAAAGACACAAUUGUUGCCAAUUACUUCAUCCCAAAGGGUAGCCAUAUUCUUAUUAGGAGGCAAGGUAUUGGCCAAAAUCCAAGAGUUUGGAAUGAACCAUUGAAGUUCAAACCUGAAAGACAUUUGAAGAAAGAUGGAUAUGAUUUGACUUUGACUGAGUCAAAUCUAGAGUUGUUCAUAUUCGGCACUGGAAGACGAAGUUGUCCUGCAAUCACACUUGGGACUACAGUGAUUGUUAUGCUCUUUGCAAGGUUGGUUCAUGGAUUCACUUGGAUUGCACCUCCCAAUGAACCAAGCAUUAAUCUUUCUGAACUUGAAAAGGAUACCACAAAAGUUAAGCCACUAGUUGCACUGGGAAAACCAAGACUACCACUGGAAGUUUAUCAUCAAAUCAAUUAAAAGAAAUAUCUUUGAAUGAUUUUAGUACUUUGCAUCAUUUAAUUAUUGGUGUGUCAUCUUUAAUUUAGGUAGAACUAUACAAACUAAUUAUGAUGAAGUGUGAGUCACUCAAUAACAUGGGUCAGGCAGAC